This is a messenger RNA of Xenopus laevis (African clawed frog), 3606 nucleotides long. It is a transcript of the gene ndrg2.S, whose product is annotated as NDRG family member 2 S homeolog. Gene Ontology annotation, cellular component: cytoplasm. NCBI's taxonomy places the organism in Eukaryota, Metazoa, Chordata, Amphibia, Anura, Pipidae. The record is from RefSeq and is marked provisional.
GUGAAAGUAGCCCCGGCUCACAGUCCGGAGAUGUCUGAACUACAUGAAGUUCAAAUCACAGAGGACAAUCCUCUUCUCCAAGACCCUCUGAAGGCAGCUGAACUUGCUGCAAAAUUACUGCAAGUGCAGGAGCAGAAGCACUCUAUUGAGACUCCCUAUGGGGUGGUGACAGUCACGAUUCAGGGCACCCCAAAACCCAAGAGGCCUGCGAUUGUAACAUUCCAUGAUGUGGGGAUGGACCAUAAGAUGUGCUUUGAUACACUGUUUAAGUAUGAGGAUAUGUGUGAGAUUGUGAAGAAUUUUGUAGUUUGCCACAUUGAUGCUCCGGGACAGGAAGAUGGUGCUACAAUCUAUCCUCCGGGGUAUCAAUACCCAUCUCUUGAUCAGCUGGCUGAGACCAUCCCAUGUGUGCUGCAGUACCUGAACUUUCCCAGUAUUAUCGGAAUUGGGGUUGGUGCUGGAGCUUAUAUCUUCGCCAAAUACACGCUUUCUCAUGCUAACACAGUGGAAGGUUUAGUCCUCAUUAAUAUCGACCCCAAUGCCAAAGGCUGGAUGGACUGGGCAGCUCAAAAGCUGACAGGGCUAACACAAUCCAUCUCUGAUAAAAUGCUCGGCCAUCUCUUCAGUGCAGAAGAAAUAUCCGGAAAUUCUGAUGUUGUACGCCAGUACAAAGCAUCCAUUUCAAACUCCCCUCUUAUUAGUAAUUACCAGUUAUACUGGAACAGUUACAACAGCCGACGGGACCUGAACUUUGAGCGUGGAGGAGGUGUCACUCUAAAGUGUCCUGUUAUGCUUGUUGUUGGUGAUCAAGCUCCCCAUGAGGAUGCAGUGGUGGAAUGUAACUCAAAACUGGAUCCAACACAGACCUCAUUCCUGAAGAUGGCGGACUCUGGUGGACAACCUCAGAUAACACAGCCUGGAAAAAUGACUGAAGCAUUCAAAUAUUUUGUGCAGGGCAUGGGAUACAUGGCUUCCUCGGUCAUGACUCGUCUGUCGCGCUCUCGCACCGCUUCUCUCUCCAGCGAGGGGAAUCGCUCACGUUCUCGCACCUUGUCCCAGAGCAGCGAGUCGGGGGGAGGACCUCCAGCUCCCCUGGCAGAAGUGACCUGCUGAAGGGCCGUGAACCUGGCGACCUGUGAUCACCCCCUUCCCACACCCUGCCUGACCUCUGUCUGAGGGGAAAGAGCAUUUUAUCUGUCCCGUUGGGGGCGGAGCUAAUAAUGCUAAUUAGUUACACUAAAAACAAACCCAAAAGUCACAUGUGAGAUAACUAGAUGUCUGUUUAUAUUUACUGUUUCCCCCUCCUUUACUUUAGACUGGCUUGCUUACUUUAGAGUUGUCUUUUUCUCUAUCUCCUUCAAUUUUCAAUGUUUUUUUUGUGUAUUUCUUAUUACCUGUCUGCCCUUUUAUACUCUCUGCCAGACAGACUAGCUUGAGACAGCUCCUCACAUGUGACUUUGCCUUUUGCCACUAAAUUGUUCUCCGUAACCUGACUGGCUUCUUUGCUCUCCCUGCCAUGUAUAUAAUAAUAGGUUUAACCUGGGGAUAACAUGACACUUUGUGACCAAGAGAGUUAAUGGGGAAGUCAGAGUUGUGGGGAGGAGGGGAGAGAUGUUAUAGGUACAACCACUGGAAUACUUAUUUUAGGGCAAAUGUUAUGAUUUGAGGUUACUGUAAGCUGGUAACAGAGAGCAGUUCUCAGUUACAAAGAGGUACUAUUAAGCAACUAUGCACAAAUUUGUGCUGUUAUUUUUAAAUAGUUCUCACAUCCUUCAGCUUGCUUUGAUUGGCUCCAUAAUGCAAUCACAGUCCCUGAUGCCACUUACUCAGGGUUACAAACAUGAGUCUUAGGGGGAGGAUUAAAAAGUAUUUGCAGGCUUUUUAAGUAAACAUGUAUGUAAAAUAAAAGCUAGGGUAUGCGGGGGAAAAGGAAAAAGGUGAUAUGGUUUCUUAUCUCCCUAAGUAGGCAGAAAGAAGGUUCAUUGUGGGGUGCUUGCAAACUCAUUACUUCCUAUUAAGCAUCUUCCCAAGUUAUAAGUAAGUUUGAUACUGGUCAACUGGACAUUUAUGUUUGUCAUUUUGUCUCAUUGUUCCUGCGAACACCAUUUGCUGCUUUUGCUCCAUAUUUCUGCUGCUGUGCCAAUGAUAUUGCUCCACUUACAGAUCUUUUUCUUUUACUUCAUACAGUGGAUUCCUAUAAUUCCUCCUGUUCCCUCAUAUAACAUCUGCCCAUAAAGGCUGGAAAUUUGUGUAAACUUUCAUAUGGCCUGUACUUAGAAUUUUUGCCAAUUUAUAUUGUGGCUUCCUGUAACCUCUAUUGCUUCAUGUAAUCAAUUUCCAAAAUCCCAAAGCAAAUAUCCGCAUGUUGUGUUUGUAGAGCUCAUCCUAAAAUUUAUCCCAAGUCCCCGCUGACCCUUAACUGUAGACUCGCCUGUUGCUUGUCAUAAUGUCCCCCAUUCAUCCUGUUGCUUCAUAUAUAAGCUUAAUAACCUCAAUAACAGGCUUGGUUUUAAGGCACCGUAGGUCUAGCAAAAUUAUGUCUAUAACGGAUUCCCUUUACCUAAGUAGAUGCAGCUUUGAGUGCAGUUGUGAGACAGAUCCAGAAUAGUGCUCUGUUCAUAGAGGAACAGCAUCACUUUGGAUAUUUGGAGGGCUCCCUGCAUAUGAUUCAUUUUGUUCUCUUUUAUUUUUCUGUUAGUUAUUUUUUUUUCCUGAAACUGAAAAAUAAAAUGUUAAUUAACAUCAAUCAUUUUGUCAUUUAUGCCUACAAAUUCUUUUGCAGUUCACGCUUCAGUUACUCUUAUAUACUGUACCUAUGAUAGGUGUCGGAUUUUCUCUAACAGUUAAUUCAAAAAAAGAGUACUGAAAAACAGCAAGAACUGAACGUCAAGAGUAUUGUGAGUCAUAUGUAUCUACUGUAUCUAUCUAACAAGUUGUGUGCAGAAUAAAAUCAGUGUUAAAAAAAAAAGUUAACAAAGCUCAAAAAAGCCUUUACUUCCAAACUAGCAGUGUCCUCUUCUUGUUUCACGUCCAGAAGCCAUAUAAUAACUCCGGCACCAACACACUCAGCAGAUUUUGGCAAAUAAACACCAGACUUUGCAUUUUGCAGCAAAAUCCAACAAGUCUGUUCAUGCAGGAGCCAACACAAGGCUUCUGAGGGUGAAACAAGAAGAGGAUCCUGCUAGCAGUGAGGGGCUGAAAUGAUUGCAGCCCUGUCUGGCCCUAGCCUAUACGUUAUGUUUAAUUGCAGAAUAUCUCAUAUGUAUAAUGCUUAUGCAAAUUUUACCAUAGAAUUUGUUGUGAUUUUAACCAGUCAAGAGCUCUGCCUUUUUGUUAUAACCAUUUCUACCUCAAUACACUCCAGAUUUGGUCAUACAUUUUUUAUAUCUACAGUAUAAAAAACCUUUACAAUCAGUUUGUUUGUGGAACAGUUUACCGGCUCUCAUUGUACAGAACAUCAAGGAAUUAUACAGUUGUGUUCAGAAUAAUAGCAGUCUAAAAUCACUAAAAAAAAGUGAAUAAAGCUCAAAAAAGCCUUUAUUUCCAAACACACAAAUGCAUUGGGAACACUGCACAUUCUAUUUCAAAUAAAAACAUAAAGAAAAA